CGUUGACAGUGUGGAAAAGUUUAAUGAACGCCUCCCAGCUGGUGACAUUCCUCGCGUCAAGCUUUGAAAAUCGUCUGUGCUCCAACUAGGUAUAGGACUAUGGCUGGAGAAUAGUUUACGAAUAAUUAUCCAAGAUGUUCAUUUACCUUAGCAAAAAAAUUGCCAUUCCUAACAACACUCGUUUACGAUGUGUUGGAUGGAACAAAGACCAAGGUUACAUUGCUUGUGGCGGAGAUGACGGAUUGCUAAAAGUUCUAAAGCUUGAGGCAGGAAAGGAUACAAAGGUGAAAGGGUUAGCUGCCCCUUCAAACCUUUCCAUGAAUCAAACUUUGGAAGGUCACAGUGGUGCAAUUCAAGUUGUGACUUGGAAUGAAUCGCAUCAAAAACUUACGUCAUCUGACCAGAGUGGGCUUAUUAUUGUAUGGAUGCUGUAUAAGGGUUCAUGGUAUGAAGAGAUGAUAAACAACAGGAAUAAAUCGGUAGUGCGUGGAAUGGCAUGGAACAGUGAAGGACAGAAAAUUUGCAUUGUUUAUGAGGAUGGUGCUGUAAUUGUCGGCAGCGUUGAUGGUAACCGAAUUUGGGGCAAAGAAUUGAAAGGACAUCACUUGAUGGGAGUUGAGUGGUCACCUGAUUCACGAUUGCUGUUGUUUUCACUUCACAACGGCGAAGUCCAUGUUUAUGAUAACACUGGUGGAUUUGUGAGUCGUCUCAACAUCCAGUGCCUGGGGAGCAUGGGUCUUGGAGCAACUAUAGUUGGGCUUACUUGGUACAAUGGAAGCAAUGGUUAUGUUGAACCAGAUUGUCCUACUCUUUCAAUAUGCUAUGACAAUGGCAGAAUGCAAAUAAUGCGGAAUGAAAGCGAUGAUAUGCCUGUCCUGAUUGAUACUGGAAUGACUGUUUGCUCCAGCCAGUGGAACCACAAUGGUAGUGUUAUAGCUGUUGCUGGUACAUUACAGUUGACUGGUAUGGGAGAUAAAGACUGUAAUGUUGUCCAAUUCUAUACACCCUUUGGUGAGCAUCUCCGUACUCUGAAAGUUCCUGGUAAGCAGAUAACAGCUUGUUCUUGGGAAGGUGGAUCACUUAGGAUUGCUUUGGCUGUGGACUCGUUCAUAUAUUUCGCAAACAUCCGUCCAGACUACAGAUGGUGCUAUUUUGCUAAUACUGUUGUAUACACCUAUACAAAGCCUGACCGCAGUGAAACUUGUGUAACAUUUUGGGAUACCAGAAACAAUGAGCAUUUUAUUAAGCACAUCAAGUACUUAAUGGGAAUGUCAUCAUCAGGGGAGCACUGUGUUUUGGCUGUACGAACUGAUGAUGGUUCAGGACAGUUUGGACUUAUUUUAUGCAAUGCUAUUGGAACUCCAGUAGAUAGUAAAUAUAUAGAUAUUGAACCACAUUAUUUGGCCAUGAGCAGCAGUUAUGUCUUUGCUGCUUCCAAGGAAAACUUUUACCUCUGGCAUUUCAAGACACCCAAAGCCCAUAGUUCUCUUGAAUUGGCAAACACACUGAAACCUGACCGUCAGGAACGCUUAUAUCAUAUAGAUGACACACCAACUGGGGUAUCAGAUGCAUUCAGAGAAGGGGAUAAAAUGUAUGAGGCAACUGGUGAUCCAGUGUGUUGCAUGACUGCAAGUGAAAGAACUUUAGUAAUUGGUAGGGAAUCGGGAGGACUUCAAAGGUACACUCUGCCUCAUGUAGCUUUGACUGCCCGUUACACAUUACCAUGUCGUCCGCAUAGACUAGCUCUCAACUGCAAUUCAUCACGUCUGGCAAUAAUUGACAUCACUGGUCUGUUGACUUUCCUCGAUCUUGAUACUCGGAAUUCCGAUAAUGGACAAGAGGUGAUGGGCUCCAUCCUGAAAUUUGAACGUAAAGAUGUUUGGGAUAUGUGUUGGGCUCAGGACAACACUGAACUCUUUGCCAUGAUGGAAAAGACUCGCAUGUAUGUAUUUCGUAAUAUGGAUCCAGAAGAACCUAUUGCAAGCUCAGGAUAUCUUUGUAGUUUCCAGGACUUGGAAAUAAAGGCUGUUUUGCUUGAUGAGGUUAUGCGUGAACCAGAGGCUCCAACUACUGAUCAUUUGCUUACCUUAGAAGUGAAAAGUCUUAGAGAUACACGUGACUUACUGGAGAAAGUGUCUGUGAAGGAUGCUGCAGCUUUUAUUGAUGAAAACCCACAUCCAAGAUUAUGGCGCCUACUAGCUGAAGCUGCCUUGGAAAAACAGGACCUCAAAAAUGCAGAAGCAGCUUUUGUGAGGUGUAAGGAUUAUCCAGGUAUCCAGCUUGUCAAGAGGAUAUCAAAUAUUCAGAAUGAAACCCUGCGAAAAGCAGAGGUAGCAGCUUACUUUAAAGAUUUUGAUGAGGCUGAGAAGUUAUACCUGGAGGUAGAUAGACGGGAUCUUGCUAUAAGUCUUCGACGCAAACUUGGUGACUGGUUCAGAGUUGUGCAGCUUUUAAAAUUGGGCUCAUCAGGUGAUGAUGUCAAAAUGGAAGAAGCCCUUAAUAACAUUGGUCAUUAUUAUGCAGACAGGCACAAAUGGGAUGAUGCAGUGAAACACUUUGAGUUAGCUCACAAUCAUGAGAUGCUGUCUGUCUGCUACUAUCAGUUGGAAGACUUUGAAGCCCUAGAGUCUCUUGUGCGAUCUCUUCCGGAUAAUUCACCUUUACUGCCAUCCAUAGCUGAUAUGUUUACCAGUGUUGGGAUGUCACAGCAAGCUGUUGCUGCUUACAUGAAGUGUAACAAGGUUAAAAAUGCCAUAGACACAUGUGUGGCAUUAAACCAGUGGCAUGAAGCUGUGGAACUAGCCAAGCAACAUAAUGUAACCGAGAUCAGUGCUCUCUUAGCUCGUUAUGCAUCUCACCUCUUGGAAAAAGGAGAUCGACUCCAGGCCAUCGAGUUGUUCCGUAAGGCUGACAAACUACUGGAUGCAGCAAAACUGCUAUUGCAGAUUGCAGAAGAUGAGGGGAAAAAGAAAGCGAGGCCCUUGCGAAUUAAGAAAAUGUAUUUACUAGCAGCCCAGCUGGUUCAGGAACAUAAUUCAAAGAUGAAAGAAGCAAUGAAAGAGGCGGAAGGAAGUCGAAGUGCUGCGCUGAUGGGCCUUUUUGAUGGAGAUGAUGGUGGCUUUUCUGUGGAAAUGAAGGGUUCUACUAACAAUAUUUUAGAUAACCCAUGGAAGGGAGUAGAGGCUUACCACUUCUUCUUGUUGGCACAGAGGCAACUGUAUGAAGGAUAUGUGGAUGCUGCCAUGAAAACUUGUCUCCAUAUGAGGGAAUAUGAAGGCAUUUUAGAUCCAGAAGACAUCUUUGCUCUAUUAGCUCUGGCUUCAUGUGCAAAUAGAGCCUUUGCUACUUGUUCAAGAGCUUUCAUCAAGUUAGAGGCUCUUACAGAGGUAUCUCAAUCUAGGAGGGAAGCAUAUGAAGAUCUGGCAAUGAAUAUUUUUAUGAAGUACAGUCCAAAGGAUUCCCGGAGUAACAGGGCUGAAUGCACCAGCUGUGAAACUAUGAUUCCUGACUGGGUAAGCACGUGUCCCAGUUGUAACACUCGUUUCCCAACUUGCAUUGUCACUGGGAGGCCUAUAAUGGAUAUGACGUCUGUGUGGACUUGUCGAUCUUGCAGUCAUUCGGCUUUAGAACAAGAUAUGACCAUGAGAGCUCAUUGCCCUUUGUGUCAUGCAGUUAUUGUGAAUAGCCACUGAAUGGGGACUUUCAUGCAAUGCCAAAGGUCUGGAGACUAAAUUCUCAAGUGCAAGGUUCUAGUCAGUAACAAUAAAGGUUUAAUAACUAGUCAAGCAAGAUAAGAGUGCUAUAAAUAUAAUGCACAUUUCAAAUUUAAUUAAGUCUUUCUGUGAUAUUUAUAUUUGCAAUGAUACUGAAAUGUAUGAAUAUAAACUAAAACUAAA
Messenger RNA from Macrobrachium nipponense, 3896 nucleotides. RefSeq names its product WD repeat-containing protein 35-like (gene Oseg4). Bases 135 to 3692 code for a protein of 1185 amino acids. The record is from RefSeq and is a predicted model, not a curated record. Gene Ontology annotation, cellular component: non-motile cilium; intraciliary transport particle A. Gene Ontology annotation, biological process: non-motile cilium assembly; protein localization to cilium; intraciliary retrograde transport. NCBI's taxonomy places the organism in Eukaryota, Metazoa, Arthropoda, Malacostraca, Decapoda, Palaemonidae. The transcript has 24 exons. Gene Ontology annotation, molecular function: protein binding.